This is a messenger RNA of Trichoderma gamsii, 1140 nucleotides long. RefSeq lists its product as hypothetical. Lineage: Eukaryota; Fungi; Ascomycota; Sordariomycetes; Hypocreales; Hypocreaceae. The record is from RefSeq and is a predicted model, not a curated record. Bases 1 to 1140 code for a protein of 379 amino acids. The transcript is spliced from 2 exons.
AUGCCCGGUGAUGUAGACAAGUCGCUGUUAGAGCGUCUACAAGCGCUGCGGGGUUCAAGCUCCGGCGCAUCAAGUCAAGCAGCCCCGAUAACGUUCAGUGUAGAUGUGAUUGAGAGGUCCAAACCAGCAACCAGGGAAGAUACACUCGCCGCUCGGUUAAAGUCCCUCCGAGCCCAGGAUGGCGGCUCAACCUCAUCACCAGGACGGAAGUCUCUCGAAACGGAGAAGACCGCUACCAGUGUGAUACCCCCGUCAUCGUCAUCAGAAUCAAGGCCCACCAAGGCUGGAAAUAUGGUACUCAAAGAGAAGCAGAAGCCAGCCGAACUGGAAGAUGGCGAUGAUGCGGACUUUAUGUUCUCGACAGAUGAUCAAACGUUAGAGGAGCUGCUUGGCGAUGUUAGUGUUGAUGAGAAUCUGGUGACGGAGCCCAGCGAUGAGCAAGUUAGAGCGCUAUUGGAAGAACUAUCGCUGUCUGUACCGAAAGAUAACGCAGAUGAAGGAGGGCAGGAGAAAGAGACUGCUGAGGAUUCAGACGACUCCGAUGGCGAGCAUAUGCAGACGAAAGCAAACGACGUCAUCGCCAGGCUCAAAGAUGAAAUAGAGCUCGAGGCCACCCUAAGAAAUACAGCCGAUGACGAUGAAGCCGAGUCUACAGAUCAAAACCAGGAAGAAAACCAGAAUGACGAUGGAGACACUGGGCCUGCCGGUAUAGACUUUGUCAUUCCUUCACUCCCCUCCAAUCUCGACAAUCUUUCAGCUUCAUCUCCCGGACGAGCUGGCGCUACAGCCGAUAUGGACGACAUAGCGGCUCGCAUGGCCGCUCUCCGAGCUCCCACCACCGACGACUCCUUUUCUCUUCCUUCUGUACCUAGUUCCAAGCCUUCUGCAGGUGACAAACCUGUCAAACGACUUACUAGCAAGACAGAUUACACGGAUGACGAUAUCGAUAGCUGGUGCACCGUCUGUCUUAAUGACGCCACGCUACGCUGUUUGGGCUGUGAUGAUGAUCCUUACUGCACGCGCUGUUGGAGGGAGAUGCAUAUCGGGCCAGCAGCUGCGUUUGACGACAGAAGCCAUAAAGCCGUACAGUUCACAAGAGCAAGGAAAAAGGACCAACGAAGAGUAGCGCUAGGAGCUUGA